Molecule: messenger RNA, 2475 nt
Organism: Lactuca virosa
Lineage: Eukaryota; Viridiplantae; Streptophyta; Magnoliopsida; Asterales; Asteraceae
Source: the annotation of a GenBank genome assembly
AUGAUGAAGUGGGAUAGUGGAAGUAACGUUCUCCAAUGUUAUCAGACAAAGGAAAGUACUAUCACGAACACCCGGUCCUAUUUGGAAGACGGAAAGAGGGCGGAGCAGUCGAACGGACCAACGCAUCUCAGCGUUGUAGAAUCUAAGUUCGUGACACCGUUUUGCUAUCAUAACUGGUCUGCCAUCCAAGAAACCCUAAUUCCAAAAAUGAAAGUGGUGACGAGUGACGGGGAUGAAAAGGAUGUGAGUUCUUUUGGGAUUCUUCUCCGGCUGCAAAAACUAAACAAAGGCCUUAAAUGUGAUUUGAAUCUUAUCUGCGAUAAAGUACUCUAUGGUGUCUACGGGGUUGUCCCUAUUAGUCAACUUGAUGGACUUAUUGGGGAAACAGUCGCUGCCAUGAAUGUUAUCCAUCCAGACUAUGCUAUCCUGGCUACACGGUUCGAGGUUUCGAUUCUCCACAACAAGACCAAGAAGUCGUUUUCUGAAAAAAUCAAAUAUAUGUACUCUUAUAGCAGUGAGAUAUCUGGGCAGAAGGCUUCUCUUAUUGCAGAUGAUGUUUAUGAAACCAUUAUAAAGUAUGCUACAAAGCUGGACAAUGAGAUUAAGUAUGAGCGGGAUAAUGAGUAUGAUUAUAUCAGUUUUAAAACUCUUGAGAGAUUUUAUCUCUUGAAGAUAAAUGGGAAGGUUGUUGAAAGUCCUCAAGACAUGCUGAUGAGAGUUUCAGUUGGAAUUCAUAUGGAUGACAUUGAUUCUGUAAUCAAGUCCUAUCACUUGAUGUCAGAAGGGUGGUUCACUCAUGCUUCUCCCACCCUCUUCAAGGCUGGAACACCCAAUCCCCAAUUGAGUAGCUAUUAUCAAUUAUGCAUAAAAGAAGAUAGCAUUGAAGGCCAUUAUGAUACUUUAAAAAAAUGUGCUGUUAUCAGCAAAUCAGCAGGGGGUAUUGGUGUUUCUGUAAACAAAAUCGGAUCAACUGGAACUUUCAAUGACACCAUUCCAAUGCUGCAUGUCAUCAAUGAUACCGCCUGUUAUAUUGACCAAGGAGGUGGCAGGAGAAACGGUGUGUAUGCUGUCUAUUUGGAGCCAUGGCAUGAUGACAUCUUUGAAUUUCUUGAUUUGAUGAAAAACCAUAGAAAGACGGAACAUGCUCGGGAUUUGUCUUACGCUCUGUGGGUACCUGAUCUCUUUAUGAAAAGGGUUAAGAGUGCUGGCAAUUGGACUUUAUUUUGUCCAAACGAGGCUCCCGAGUUGGCUGAUUGUUGGGGACAAAAAUUUGAAGAACUCUAUACCCAAUAUGAAAGGGAGGGUAAAAGUAAGAAAGUUGUCGACGCAGAGAAACUUUGGUCUGAAGUUUUGAAAUCCCAGAUUGAAACCGGGGCUCCUUACAUACUCUUCAAAGAUUCUUGUAAUAGUAAAAGCAACCAGCAGAAUCUUGGUACCAUCAAAUCUUCAAAUCUGUAUGCCGACAUUAUCGAGUAUGCAAGUCCAACAGAAACUGCUGUGUGUAAUAUGGCAUCAAUUGCAUUACCUCGAUUUGUUCGCGAGAAGGGAGUUUCAGAAGAAUCUCAACCAUCAAAGCUUGUUGGUAGCAUUGGUUCUGGCAACCGAUACUUUGAUUUUGACAAACUAGCUGAGAUCACAUCAGUUGUUACAACCAAUCUCAACAAAACCAUAGAUGUAAACCAUUACCCUAUUGAAACGGCAAAAAUGUCGAAUUUAAGAAAUAGGCCCAUUGGAAUUGGGGUACAAGGUCUUGCAGAUACUUUCAUUCUGCUUGGCAUGCCAUUUGAUUCACCGCAGGCUCAUGAUUUAAAUAAAGACAUAUUUGAGACCAUCUACUACCACGCAAUGGAAACUUCAUCUAAGUUAUCUGAAAAGGAAGGCACAUAUGCAACGUAUGACGAAAGUCCUGUUAGUAAGGGGACUUUGCAACCAGAUAUGUGGAAAGUAACGCCUUCAGAAAGGUGGAACUGGGAAUCUCUUCGCACAGUGUCACGUGCUACAUUUUUUGUGGUGAACAAGCAUUUGUUGAAUGAUUUAACUCAAAUGGGCAUUUGGUCUCCCGAUCUGAUGAAUCAAAUUAUCUGUGAGGAUGGUUCUGUCCAGAAAAUUUCUGUUAUCAGUGAAGAGUUGAGAGAUAUUUACAAAACUGUUUGGGAGAUCGAGCAAAAGACUUUGGUUGACAUGGCUGCUGACCGUGGAUGCUACAUUGACCAAAGUCAAAGUCUCAACAUUUUUAUAGAUCAGCCUGACUUUCAGAAGCUCGAAGAUCUGCACUUUCAUGCUUGGGAUAAGGGGCUUAAAACAGGGAUGUAUUGUCUGCGGUCGCGGGAUGCGGUGGGUGCGAUCAAUUUCACUCUCGAUACUUCUUUUUUUAGGCCACCUAAUGACGUGGAGUACCAAAGUGGAAAGAUGCUUGAUGUGACAGACAUGAAACAUGACAUUCCACGUCAACAUCUUAAGUUGAAAAUAAAAUGA